Molecule: messenger RNA, 2648 nt
Organism: Arabidopsis arenosa
Lineage: Eukaryota; Viridiplantae; Streptophyta; Magnoliopsida; Brassicales; Brassicaceae
Source: the annotation of a GenBank genome assembly
GAAUUUUUCGAAUCCGGCGGCGGAAAUCGAAUUUUUUUUGUUUUGUCGACGGAAGCUACGAAAAAUGGGAAGAGGAGGAAGACAUAGAGGUCGUUCUCAGAGAAAAGAUUUCAAAGAAAGCAGAGAGAAUGUUUGGAAACGUCCCAAAUCCGAUGCUUCCGUUGAUGGUUCCGAUAACGCCGUACUGGAACAAAAACCUACUUGGGAACCUAUUGUCACUGUUAACCCUAACUUCGAAGAAUAUUACAAGGAACAAGGAGUUGUGAAAAUAGAAGAGUGGGAUUUGUUCAUGGAGAUUCUUCGUAAGCCUUUACCUGCUGCGUUUAGGGUUAACUCCAAUGGCCAAUUUUGCGAUGAGAUUAUAUCGAUCUUGGAGAAUGACUUUAUGAAAUCACUUCAGGCUGAGGCUAUAGAAGGUGGUGAAUUGGAGGCUAUUAAGCCUUUGCCUUGGUAUCCGAAGAAUCUCGCUUGGCAUUCUAAUUUUUCUCGAAAGGAGAUUAGAAAAAAUCAGACACUUGAGAGGUUUCAUGAAUUUUUGAAAUUAGAAAAUGAAGUUGGAAACAUAACCAGACAGGAAGCUGUUAGCAUGGUACCUCCUCUCUUCCUAGACGUACAUCCAGAUCAUUUUGUACUUGACAUGUGUGCUGCACCGGGUUCCAAAACAUUUCAGCUGCUUGAGAUUAUACAUGAAGCAUCAGAACCAGGAUCUCUACCUAAUGGAUUGGUGGUGGCUAAUGAUGUUGAUUUUAAAAGAUCUAACCUUCUCAUUCACCAAACAAAGAGAAUGUGCACAUCCAACUUGAUAGUGACAAAUCAUGAAGGGCAACAGUUUCCUGGUUGCCGUUUGAACAAAUCCCGAGCUUCCGAGAAAGGAAUAAGUGAAAAUAUGCCCAUUAAUCAACUUGCCUUUGACCGUGUGCUAUGUGAUGUUCCAUGCAGUGGUGAUGGUACACUGCGUAAGGCUCCAGACAUCUGGCGGAAAUGGAAUUCUGGAAUGGGCAAUGGACUUCAUAGCCUUCAGAUUAUUCUUGCUAUGAGAGGUUUAUCUCUGUUGAAAGUUGGUGGGAAGAUGAUAUACUCAACCUGCUCAAUGAACCCAGUGGAGGACGAAGCUGUUGUUGCUGAGAUUCUAAGGAGGUGUGGUGACUCUGUUGAACUUUUAGAUGUUUCCGAUAAGCUUCCUGAACUUAUACGAAGACCAGGUCUUAAGAAAUGGAAGGUGCGUGAUAAAGGUGGGUGGUUUACUUCUUACAAAGAUGUUCCACAAAACCGGAGAGGCGGAGUUCUUGUGAGCAUGUUUCCUUCUGGGAAAAACCUCAAGGACUCAUCCGAAACCACGGAGAAGAAUGAGAACGGUGAUGUUAAAGGCUGUGAAGAUGAACACAAAGAAACAGAUAUUCCUGUGGUGGAUGCUACUCCUGAUGAACAAGCCGAGGAAGUCUCUGAUCUUCCACUUGAACGUUGCAUGAGGAUAAUGCCUCAUGAUCAGAACACCGGAGCCUUCUUCAUUGCGGUCCUUCAAAAAAAUUCUCCCUUACCAGAAUUUCAGGAGAAACCAAAUACGAAAAGGAACUCUACUGCUAAGUCUACUGACUCGACAGAAAAGUCUCUGAGUAAAGAAUCUGUUGUUACAGUGGAUGCUGCUGUACCAGAUGAGAGUGCAGUGGAAAAAGUUAUUGAAGCAGAUUCAAACAAUGAGAAAGAUGAUAGCUUGGAGCCUGAGAAGAAAAUCACAGAAGAAGAAAGCAUCACGGAAGAUAAAGAAGCCAAUUCGAGUAAUGCGGGAGGCAAGAGAAAAGUACCGAUGCAAGGGAAGUGGAAAGGCUUUGACCCUGUUGUUUUCGUGAAAGAUGAAACAGUAAUCAAUGGCAUCAAGGAAUUCUACGGUAUCAAAGAUGAAUCAUUUCCAUUGCAUGGUCAUCUUGUGGCAAGAAACAAUGACACAAGCAGCGUCAAGAGGAUUUACUAUGUUUCAAAAUCGGUUAAGGAAGUUCUUCAGUUGAAUUUUGCAGUCGGGCAGCAGCUUAAGAUCGCUUCUGUUGGCCUCAAGAUGUUUGAGAGACAAUCGGCAAAAGAAGGUUCAAGCACACUGUGCCCAUUCCGUAUAUCAUCCGAGGGACUACCUGUGAUCCUUCCAUACAUUACCAAACAAGUACUUUAUACUCCAAUGGCAGACUUCAAACUUCUUCUGCAAGACAAAUCAAUCAAGUUUCUGGAUUUCGCCAAUCCACAGUUGGCCCAGAAAGCAACUGACCUUGUCAUGGGAAGCUGCGUGGUGAUUCUCAGCGAUGGUGAAGAACCGGUGAAAGUGGAUGCGUCAACAAUUGCCAUCAGUUGCUGGAGAGGGAAGGCUAGUUUAGCAGUUAUGGCCACUGCCGCAGAUUGCCAGGAGCUGCUAGAGAGAUUUGCCGAGAAAACACCAAAAACGGAAGGUGGUUCAGUAAAUGGAAGCAAUGUCGAUUUGGGCGGUCCUCAAGCUAUGGAGACGGCUUAAAGCCCUCCCUUCAUCAUAACUUCAAAUUGUACUCCUUUGUUGUGCUUUUGACUAUUCCUAUCCUAUCCAAUACCUCCAUAUUCUUUUUCGUACAAGCAUCAUCAUGAUAACUUUUGAUGGAAACACAGACAAAAAAUGAAAGAUUUUGUUCUAA